AUGACUGCCGGUUUCCCACCAGACUACAUGCAUAUUAGUUUGGCUCUAAGUGUUGAUUUCCCCCGAAAAUGUCGAGGUGUCGUAGACCUGGAUCGGUGGAAGGCAUCUGAGCUACGACAGCUUCUUCUGUACACAGGACCCGUUGUUUUACGAGAUAUCUUACAUCCUAACGUUAACGAAUGCUUUAUACUGUUUACCUUUUUUCCACAACACUAUGCUGAUUUUUUAGUUGAUGCUUCCAAGGUUUUUGUAUCAAAAUUUGCUGCUAUUUUUGGUCCUAGCCAUAUAGGGUACAACGUAUACCUCUUCUCCCAUUUAUUCAAUUUAAUCGAGCUUUACCGUUGCUUGGAUCGUUUUUCCUGUUUUUCUUAUGAACCGGAGCUGGGGCAUUUGAAGCAUUACAUACAUGGGCCAAAACUACCAGCUGUUCUGCUUUACCGCCGAUUGAACGAGCGUGUGGGAUUAGAUGCUGUCGAAAGGAAGAUAUUUUUGGAUGAUGUUGGUUUGCCACUGCCGGAUGCCACAGGUUUGUUCAUAGGGAUGUCGUUUUUUCGAAAAUCUUUCCCGACAACUGCAUUUUGCUUGAUGAUCAGCCAGAUGUCAUUGCGGAUUUUUUUAGAGAUACUACUGAGUACCCGAAAUUCAAAACUGCUCUCGCAUUUUACACUCACGCAUUGA
Opisthorchis viverrini is the source of this 678-nucleotide messenger RNA. RefSeq lists its product as hypothetical. The record is from RefSeq and is a predicted model, not a curated record. Bases 1 to 678 code for a protein of 225 amino acids. Lineage: Eukaryota; Metazoa; Platyhelminthes; Trematoda; Opisthorchiida; Opisthorchiidae. The transcript is spliced from 3 exons.